Chondrus crispus (carragheen) is the source of this 228-nucleotide messenger RNA. RefSeq lists its product as hypothetical. The record is from RefSeq and is a predicted model, not a curated record. Lineage: Eukaryota; Rhodophyta; Florideophyceae; Gigartinales; Gigartinaceae. The coding region runs from base 1 to 228 and encodes 75 amino acids. The transcript has a single exon.
AUGCAGAAUUUCUGCAUUUGUAUUGCUGAAAUUCUCGUUUGCGUAAGCUCUGUCAUAGAGCACCGGGGUGCCAACCGUAGUUCAGUAUCCUUAGUAUCCUUCCCUUAUCAUACCUCAACCAUCGCCACAUCGACAGUUUCUCAAUUUGACCUCAUCAACUGCACCGAUCUGGGUAUCCGCCUCGCUCUUCCCAAAAAGCUGCCACAAAAGUCUUCUCAGAUCGAUUAG